CUUCAAGCAGAAAUGCAAAAGCGUAAGGAGGUGGAAGAGGCUCAAGCCAAAGCUGAAGCCGAGGCAAGAGCCGCGGCGGAGGAGGCUGAACGUCUUGAGAAACAAAAAGAAGAAGAGGAGGAAGCGCGUCGCGAGGCAAAGAAACAAAAAGAGAAGGAGAAGAAGGAGCGCCUCCGUGCCGAAGGCAAACUUCUCAGCAACAAGCAAAAGGCGGAACAAGCGCGUUUAGCCGCGAUGCGCCAGCAAAUGUUAGCCAAGUCUGGGAUUGACGCAGAUAAACUCGACGAAGUUAUCAAGCCGAAACGUCCGGUUUACGACGAUCGCAAAAAGAAGAAAGAGAUGGAAGAGCGUCGAAAGCAACAACAAGAGCGUGCUGAGGCUGAAGCGAAGGCUAAAGCUGAAGAAGAAGCCCGACUCGCCGCCGAAGCUGAAGAUGACGACGCUGCCGAUGACUGGGAAGCGGAAGACUGGGACGACAAGGAGAUUAUCCUUCCGGGUCAGAAAGAAGAGGAGGAGCGCUUGGCUAAGGAAAAGGCGGAGAAAGAGGCCGCCGAGCAGAAACGUCACGAGACGGAGAAGAAAGCGGCUGAGGCUGCGGCCAAAUUCGCGGCGGAGAAGGCGAUCAAGGCGAAGAUUGCGGCUGAAAAGCC
This is a messenger RNA of Ostreococcus lucimarinus CCE9901, 650 nucleotides long. RefSeq lists its product with no specific name. The annotation marks the transcript as partial. The record is from RefSeq and is a predicted model, not a curated record. Lineage: Eukaryota; Viridiplantae; Chlorophyta; Mamiellophyceae; Mamiellales; Bathycoccaceae. The transcript has a single exon.